Molecule: messenger RNA, 1211 nt
Organism: Lymnaea stagnalis (great pond snail)
Lineage: Eukaryota; Metazoa; Mollusca; Gastropoda; Lymnaeidae
Source: the annotation of a GenBank genome assembly
AAAACAUUUUACACAAUAUAUUCUUAUUAUUGACAAUGGAAUAAGUCCUGGACUUAAUUACACUUUUUCUAUUGAGGAAGGUAUGUUAUUUACCGAUGAUAUAAAACAUGCUAAUCCCUCAGGUUAUAAAGCUAAAAUAAAAAGCUAUAUAUUAUCCACAUUACAUCCCAUUUUUGAAAAUGUUAUAAGCAUUGAACUUAUUUACUCACUUGCUGAAUUUAAUGUUUGUUACAUAAAACUGAAAUUAAUAAACAUCUGAAUAUAUAUUUGUAACAUUAAUUAUAUUUUAUAAAUUACACUCAAUAAUCUGUUUUAGUAAUUUUGUCUUCAUAUCAUUCACAGGUAUCAUCAAUACAUCACGAGUUAUAACAUUAGUUGUUAGUCUUGUUGCAGCAAUUAUUUUUGCUACUGGAUUGUGUCUUUGCUACGUGUGGUGUUGCUUGAAAAGAAAAGGUAUCUAUAUGUACGUUUUAACUCGUUAUUUAGAACAUUCAAACCUUUUGGUAAUAAAAUAACUGAUCUCAAUAUUUCAAUUUAAUAAAAUAAUUGGUGGAUGAUUCUAUAAUAUAUAUAUAUAUUGAUAUAUAUAUUUAUUUAUUUUUAUUUAUGUAUAAACAUAUAUAUACACGUGUAUAUGUUUUUUUCUUCUUUUAAAUAUGCUUCAGAAAAGUUAUAUCCUGUAUUUUGCAAAAUGAGUAGAAGUGUUUUUAAUAUUAUUUUCUACAUAUUUUUUUUGCAUAUUUUUUUAGCAUUUUUUUUAGACGAAAAUAGGAUAAAAUCACCACGUCUCUCCGAAAAUGGAAACAUUGAAGAACGACAAGUUGAUUCCAUUGAAGGCAAUAGCGCAGCAGAUGUAGAAAGCGUGCAAUACUCAGUCGUUAACAAAGGUCGAAAGAGAAAUUACGAUGUGUUGGACAGGUUGUAGAAGUAUUUUUUUGUCAUGUACAAUAUAGUGGAUUUACAAUAAACCAUGAAGUAUGUAGCUUUUAUGAUUUGAACUGGAAAUGCGCAAUCAACUUGAAAAUAUUUACAUAUUUUGGAAGACACGUGACAGAUAUACGACAAAGACAACACACUUAUAGCUGGUGCAGCUAGUAUAGUUUUAAAAAAAUAAAACAACUUGCCUUUGAUUAUUUCUGUAUACAAAUGAGUGCAUUUUUUAAAACAUUAUUUUACUUAUACAGGAUGAGCCAAAUGUACUGUAAUUCUAG